Messenger RNA from Miscanthus lutarioriparius, 615 nucleotides. NCBI's taxonomy places the organism in Eukaryota, Viridiplantae, Streptophyta, Magnoliopsida, Poales, Poaceae. The record is from the annotation of a GenBank genome assembly.
AUGUCCACUACGCUCGGGAGCGGCAGUCUUAACCUGGCUGCCGGUGCGUCGGCGGCGCCGGAGGUGGAAGGCCACUGGGCGCCGCACGGCGCGGUGCUGACGGCCUGCGUCGUGGGCAUCAACGUGCUGGUGAUCCUCCUCAUCUUCGGUUUCUUCUGGCGGUUCUUCUCUGGGAAAGGUGGGCCGCCGUCCACGUCAGACGACGGCGCCGACGACGAAGACGAGGACUCGCUGCCCGUGGCCUCGCCAUGGGCGUCCCGUCACCGGCACGAUGACCGCCUCGGCGUGCAGUCGACGCCGGUGGAAGACGUGGCGUCGUCCCUGCCCGUGUCCGUGUACUCCAGCGCCGGCUCCGGCGCCGAGGAAGGAGGAGGGAAGGCUCCCGAGUGCGCGGUGUGCAUCGUGGAGCUGCGCGACGGCGACUCGGUGCGCGUCCUCCCGCGGUGCGGGCACCGGUUCCACGCCGGCUGCGUGGGCGCGUGGCUGCGGCUCCACGCCACGUGCCCGCUCUGCCGCGGCAGAGUCGUCGCCCCCGCCGCCGCGGCCGUCGCUGACGCGUCCAGGAACGCCAAGGACGACGACGACAACGUCGCCGCGGAUGAUUGUCCCGUGUGA